Molecule: messenger RNA, 4572 nt
Organism: Australozyma saopauloensis
Lineage: Eukaryota; Fungi; Ascomycota; Pichiomycetes; Serinales; Metschnikowiaceae
Exons: 1
Coding region: 1-4572 (1523 amino acids)
Cellular component (GO): cytosol
Source: RefSeq, a predicted model, not a curated record
AUGAACAUUGGCUCCGGCACCUCGCCCCGAGAUACCCCGGACGCCCGCGGCGUGGCCUCCUCGGCCUACAUCGGCGGUUCUCAAGAUAUUCCACCCGAUAUGGCCCUACUACUCCAAAAACUCGAGGAAGACUUCACCGUCAACAAGUCCAUAGACCAAUGGACGUACAUCAAUCGCCGCGAGGAAAUCAUGCGCGAGGUGGCCCGUAUCCACCAGCAGCAACAGACAGACGUGGCUCUAGAUCCCGCCCAGCUUGAGAAGAUCUUGUUGCCUCGAAAAAGAACAGACAUCGCCACGCUUACGAAGCUGUCGCUAGUGUCGAUCAUGCGGGAGCGUGCAGAAAUGAAUGGGCCCGAGCCGAUUUUCACGGUGUUGGAUGCCAAGGGCAAGGUUAUACAGAGUCUUCUGUGGGAGAAGCUAUUCUUGAAGGCUGUCAAGGUGGCCCAUGAGCUUAAGCAUAGAGUCCAUUUCAAAACAAGCGACAUUGUAGUAUUACUUUAUAAAGAGCACGAGGUCUGCGACUUUGCCGUGGCGCUUUUCGCGUGCUACAUCGCCAACGUGACGGCGAUCCCGGUCCAUAACGACAUCUCAUUGAUUGAGAUGUUUGACAUUUUGCAGCUCACAAAUUCUCUGUUGGUGCUUUUGUCUGAGUCCGUCUCGCGUGAACUCGAGAAGCUCAGCACUGCAAGUCUGACGGUUCAGUGGCCCUCGAAGGUGACAAAGUUGCGUACUUCAGACUUGGGGUCGGCGCGGAACUCGGAGAUCGAUAACUUGUUCGGGAAAAAUAAGAAAAAGACUCCCGAGAGUAAAAACGACUUGGCGUACAUCGAGUUUUCUCGCUCUCCGGUUGGCGAGCUCAGAGGAAUUCCUCUCAGCCAUAGAACUAUUCUACAUCAAAUGAACUCUCUUGAUAUUUCAUUGCUGAGUUCUCCCGAGUCUGGUGGUAGUAUCAAGGACUUCGGUACCUCUAUUCGUAAGGCAAAGCGGGUCUUUUUGUCAACGAUGGACAUCAGAACGUCUAUAGGAUUGAUCAUGGGAAUCAUGUUCACAAUCUACUCUGGCAACAUGUUAGUCUGGGCACCUCCCAAAGUCAUGGAGGUCCAAGGACUCUAUGCAAAUAUUGUCACCAAAUGCAGAGCCAAUCUCUUGUUGGCCGAUUUCAUUGGGUUGAAGCGCGUGACCUACGAUUACCAACAAUCUCCAAAUGCAACUCGAUAUUUUUCCAAAGCUCAGCGAGUUGAUUUUUCUACGAUUAAGUGGGUUUUGAUUAAUGCGCUCACGGUAGACGGAGACUUCAUUGAGGUCCUUACCGAAAGAUUCUUGAAGCCACUAGGCUGUCAGCAAGCUCGAAAUGUCAUUGUACCGCUACUUACCCUAAGCGACUAUGGAGGCAUGGUUAUUUCUAUGAGAGAUUGGAUCGGAAAGGCUGAAAACAUGGGCAUUGAGCUUGAAGGAAAGCCAACAGAUGACAUCUCCUCAGUCAUGAUCGACAAGGAGGCUCUCACGCAAAAUCUUGUCCGCGUCAUUGAUUCGAACCCAUUUGAGCCGGAUGAGCAUGAUCAAGAGGCCUUGCGUGUUGAUGCAUUUGGUUAUCCACUUCCAGAUGCUGCGCUUGCAGUUGUCAACCCAGAACUGUCGACAGUCGCCAGAAAAGGUGAGCUUGGAGAGAUUUGGGUUGACAGUCCUUGCUUAUCUGGUGGGUUCUAUGGCCUCAAAAAAGAGUCGAAGCUGAUCUUCCAUGCAAAAUGCAGAAAUGCUGAUGGUUUGUUGGAGAUGGACUUUUUGCGUACAGGCUUGCUUGGUUUCACUUGGAACGGUAAAGUCUACGUUCUAGGACUUUACGAGGAUAGAAUUCGUCAAAGAUACAGCUGGAUUGACCAAAAAUUCAAGAAAAGUAAGAAGAAAAUCGCAUCAAAUGAAAGUGGAAUGCGCUAUCAUUAUUCAUCACAUCUAUUGGCAACACUUGCCACAGAGGUAAGACAGGUCUAUGACUGUACGAUCUUUGAUAUAUUUAUUGGUAACGAGUAUUUACCUGUUGCUAUUGUUGAGGCCGAAAUUGUCAGAAAACUAUUAGAUGACAUUGAACCAACAAAUUCAAAUGGAUUGAAGUCUAAGGACAAGUAUGAUUACACAGUUGCUCCAUUGAAUGAGCCGGUCCUCAAUGCAAUCGCAAAGAAGUGUUUUGACACGUUAAAUAGCCGUCAUCAGCUAAGGCUUUUCUGUGUCAUGGUUGUCGAUAUCGACGUUCUACCAAAGAUUAUGAGAAGUGGAGGCAUGGAGAUUGCUAACAUGCUAUGUAAAAAGCGUUUCUUGGAAGGAUCCUUGCAAUCUGAAUUUGUGAAAUUCUUUAUCAGACAAUCGAUAAGCAUGAUUCCUCAUGGUGAGGAUGUGAUUGGUGGAAUUUGGUCCCCCUUUGCUUCUGAGCUUCGAUCUUCUUCGUUGGUGGGAUUCCCUGAACAACGCUCGAUCUAUGAACCGAUGGACAAAAUGAAAGAUGACCGCACGGAGGCACUACUUUCCGACUUCAAGACCAUCAUUGACCUCCUCAAGUUUAGAGUUGCUACUAGUGGUGACUUGGUGGCCUUUCAAAAUAUUGAAGGUGGAGGAAAGGCAAGACCGUUAACUUGGAGAAAGUUUGAGAACCGUGUACAUGCUGUAUGUCAAUACUUCAUCGAUAAAACGAGCAUCAAGCCCGGCCAGUACAUUAUCUUGAUGUAUUCCCUUUCGGAAGAGUUCAUUAUUGCCUUAUUUGCUUGCUUUAUGUGUGGCUUUAUUCCUAUUCCAAUGCUUCCCUUUGAUACAAACAGAAUUGGUGAAGACUUUCCUGCAUUUGUUGGUAUCGUAAAAGACUUCGAUGUGAAGGAAGUUCUAGUUAAUGACGAUGUUGAGCGCUAUAUGAAAAUGGCACCUGUCUCAGAUUCAAUCAAGAGGAUGAAUCAACGUCGUCCCACACCUAUUCGAUUUAAAAACACCUCGAAAAUUACAAAGGUAUCUAAUGUGGCAUCCUUGAACUCAAAGCUAUCCAAGUAUCAAGCUGCCGCCAAUUUCCGUGAUGAAAAUACUGUGUGCUUGGUUUGGUUGAACUUCACGUCUGAUCACUACAGAGUUGCAGCUAAUUUGAGUCACAAGAACUUGAUGAACAUUUGUAAAAUAUUCAAAGUGACUUGCAAACUCUCUCACAAAUCAUCAGUUGUUGGAUGUGUGCGUCAUUCAGCAGGUAUUGGAUUUGUUCAGGCCGCACUUCUUGGAGUCUAUUUGGGAACAAGUACGUUCUUAUGCUCUCCGGUUGCAUUUGCUGAGAGUCCUUUGACAUUCUUCCAGUAUUUACAGAAAUACAGAGUCAAAGAUGUGUUCAUGACAGAACAAAUGUUGAAAUAUGCGGUCGCAAAGUUCACACCAAGAGGCCUCGAUCUCUCAUGUUUGCGCAAUAUGAUGAUAAGCACUGAGAACCGUGUCGAAGUUGAUCUUCUCAAGAAAAUCGCCAAAAUCUUUCAACCUGCCAGAAUCAGCGUCGCUCUGAUGUCCGCAGUAUACACUCAUUUCUUCAACCCUAUUAUCUCUACUCGUUCAUACAUGAAAGUUGCACCAGUCGAUUUAUUUUUGGACCCACUCGCAUUGAGGCAAGGAUACAUUUCCAUUGUCAAUCAAGCAGACUAUCCAAAUGCCCUUCGGGUUCAAGAUUCGGGAAUGAUACCUGUCUGUUCACAAAUUGCAAUUGUUAAUCCUGAAACAUGCAAGAUCUGUAAAGAAGGCGAAUUUGGAGAGAUAUGGGUGAGUUCUGAAGCAAAUCUAUUGUCGUUCACGAACGGACCCAAAGGACCCCAGGACUACUUCACUCAGAAACAAUUCAAAGGAAUUAUUGCAGACAAGGACCCCAACGUCACAUACUUGCGAACAGGAGAGCUUGGGUUCCUACAUAACAUUUCUAUUUCAAAGCUCACCAACAAUAAUGACGAACCAGACGUUGUCACGACAUUCCAGCCUUUGUUUGUACUUGGCAAGAUCUCCGACACUUUUGAGCUGUUGGGUUUACACCACUUUCCAAUGGACAUCGAAAGCACCAUUGAGUCUUGUCAUCCAGACAUUUUCAAGAAUGGAUCUUGUAUAUUUAAGUGUUCCGACUAUGUGAUAGUGGUGUGCGAGGCCAAACGAAACAAGAACCUUUCGUCUCUCGUACCGCUCAUUACCAAUACAGUAUUCAGCAAGCACCAUGUAUUUGUGGAUAUUGUUGCAUUUAUCAAAAAGGGCGAGUUCCCAAUCUCAAGACUUGGCACUAAGCAGCGUGCGAGAAUUGUUGAUGCUUGGGUGCAAGGUAUCAUUCCUCUAUCGGUUCAGUAUGGAAUUAAUUAUGGUGAAAACUCGAUGAUCAAGCUCAUCAAAGAAAUUGACGAGGUGGCACGAGACGAUCCGUUGGUUGGUCUCCGUAAUCCGGCUCAGUCGUACUAUGAUGCGUACAACGAAAACUACUUAGACGGCUGUGGCCUGCCGCUCAUGUUCAAUGCUAGUGAUCAGCCCUACCAAUUCUCACAAGCAGUGUUUGAAAUUGCCAGCACCCAUAGCGAUUACCCAUAA